GUAUUUUUUUUAACUUAACUUCUUUUUGUAAUAACAUUCCCUGCUGUGUAGUUAAAUUCCUCAAAUUUAAAACACGUUUAUUAUGUAUCUAUAAAGGUAUUGUUCAGGCAGUCUGUUUCUGCUAAUGUUUUAGCUAAACAGACAAGGAGCAGAUGCUGGACGCUAUCCGUGAGAGCCCUUUCUUCUCCAUUCAGCUGGACGAGUCCACCGAUGUGGCUAACUGUGCACAGCUAAUGGUGUAUGUGCGCUUUAUUAAAGAGCUCAGUGUCCAGGAGAAGUUUCUGUUUUGCCAUCCUCUGCCGGCGCGCACUAGAGCAGCAGAAAUCUUCAAGGCUUUGAAUGACUUCAUUCAGGAGCAUCAUAUUGACUGGAGCCGCUGUUGUGGAAUAUGUACUGAUGGUGCAAGGGCAAUGACGGGCCGCCACAGCGGUCUAGUAAAACAGGUGCAAGCAGUUGCGCCCGCUGCUGUUUGGUCACACUGUAUUAUCCAUCGCCAGGCCUUGGCAACCAAGAGGAUGCCCAAAGAGCUGCGCACGGUCCUGGAUGAGGCAGUAAAAAUUAUAAACCUAAUUAAAUCAUGCGCCAUGAAUGCCCGUCUCUUCUCUUUUCUCUGCAAUGAGAUGGGAGCUCACUUCCAUCAGCUGCUCCUGCACUCUGAGGUCCGGUGGCUGCCGCGGGGCAAGGUCCUCACCCGCUUGUGUGAUCUGCGCGAGGAAGUCCUCCUCUUCCUCGCCGAAAUCGACUCCCCACUGGUGAAGCAUAUGGAGGACGCAAAGUGGGUUGCAAUGCAGGCAUAUCUGUCUGAUAUCUUCGACCGGAUAAACACACUGAACACUUCUCUGCAAGGCAAAGAGUGCCAUGUCUUUUUCUCUGCAUUCAGGAAAAAGUUGGACCUCUGGUGCACUCGUGUUGAACAGGGCUCGGUGGAAAUGUUCCCAACCUUGGAGGAUGUUGUGGAGCAAACAGGACUGCAACUGAACUGUGUACAACAGGUGGUCAUUGCACAUUUGAAGGGGUUGCGUGAGCAGUUUGGAGACUAUUUUGGAGAGGAGACCUUGGCAAAUCAAUGGGUGAGAAUUCUGUUCUCUUUUCCUGUGACACCCCGUGAUGGACUGACCCUGCAAGAGGAGGAGGCCCUUGUCGAGCUGAACUCUAAUAUGGACUUGAAACAAAAGAUGGGUGAAGUGUCACUUGCACACUUCUGGCUGUCUGUGGAGACUGAGUUCCCCCACCUCACCAAAAAGGCUGUAAAAGUGUUCAUCCCCUUCACCUCCACUUACCUGUGUGAGUGUGGAUUUUCCGCAUUGACAAUGAUUAAAAGCAAGUACCGGUCACGGCUGCGGGUAGAGGAUGAUCUGCGUUUAUUCCUUUCUACAGCACAUCCCCGCAUCAACCGCCUGUGUGCAUCAAAGGCACAGACUCACUGUUCCCACUAAAAUCGAGGUGAGCAAAUGUGUUGUGUGUAGUGUUUCAA
Messenger RNA from Epinephelus fuscoguttatus (brown-marbled grouper), 1474 nucleotides. Its product is annotated as zinc finger BED domain-containing protein 5. The transcript has 2 exons. NCBI's taxonomy places the organism in Eukaryota, Metazoa, Chordata, Actinopteri, Perciformes, Serranidae. The record is from RefSeq and is a predicted model, not a curated record. The coding region runs from base 153 to 1436 and encodes 427 amino acids.